UGCUUUCUUCGUUGGUUUCUUUCUUUGUCUGUUUGCUUUCUUUGCUUUCUCUCUUUGUCUUCUUUCUUCCUGUCUUCUGCUUUCUUGCUUGCAGCUCCCUGUAUACCCUCUUGCCUCACUUCUCUCGAGUGUGUUUUCGUCUGCUUUUCGAGUCUUCCCACUGCCCCGGGUGUCUGUACACCUCAGCGCGUUCGGCCUUCUCCGGAGGCUGGAGGUCGAGACGCUCGCGUUCCGAGAAGGAGAGGUUUUCUCUCGUCCUCCAGUCAGUCUUCACAAUGAGGACGCAGAAGCGUUUCUCGUUGAGUCAGUGCUUUCGCGUUUCUCCCCAGUCGAACAGAACGCCUGAAUCUCUCGGGGAGCCUCUGCCUUCUGCAGAAAUCGGAGAUGCAGGCUCGACUGUCUCUUCGUCCUGCUCUCGUCUGCCUUCUUCGCCUUUGUCCUUGUCUCUUGCUGCUCUUCAGUCCCCCUUCCUCUGCUGCUCUCUUCUUCUGUCCGGACUUCUCCGAAAGCUGCCGACGACGUUCUGUCUUCUCUAUCUCGUCUGCGCGCUCCCCAAACGCGUUUCUUCCUCCUCUUCAUCCCGUUCACUCGGCGCAAAUCCGCAGACCUUUUGGUUGCCCGCCUUCUGCUCUUCCGCGGUCUCACGCGUUGCUCUCCGUUUCCUUGCCACAAUCGCUUUCUGUCUUCUUUCUGACGUCAGCCGCAAACACUGCCGGGAGUGUAUCUCCCCCUUUUUUUUCCUCCCCUCCUCAGGCUUCUUCUCCGUUUCCUCGCUCUCCUCCCGUCCUUGCCGGUUCUCUCUCUCAGGCUUCUCUCCUCCCGUCGCGUCCUUCCUCUCCGCCCUGUUCCUGCUCUCUCUCUCCUUUCUCUCUGCCUCUGAGGUUGCGGCCUAAGAGGCUUUCUCGCCUGUUGCCUCUCCUCUGCCGCUGGCGAAGUGCAAGAGAAGAAGGAGCGACGGUAGGAGAGAGAGAGAGAGACGAGCGGAGAGCACGAGGUCGAGCGGAUGUUGUCGGGUGCUCCUGCAUCUCACGGAGUAAUGUGGAGGGUGACCGAGCGUCUGCGAGACUCAGUCUCAGCGACGUCGACUCCAGAGAGAGAACCACGAACCAAGCGAACCGGAAGGCAGAAGAAGGAGAAGCAGGAGAAGAAGGUGAGGACGAAAGAGAAAAAGGGAAGCAUGGUGGAGAAGAACAAGAAGAUGGAGGUCGAAACGCGAGUCAUCGGAAUAAAGGCAGAGAAUUAGACGAAUUCGACAGGCGAGGACGUGCAGAAGCAGAACAAGCAGAGAGAGAAAACGAGUAUCUUCGAGGAGAAACAACAGCAAGAUCAACUGCGAAUUCCCCGCAGGGGGAAGCGAAGCAAGACAGAGACGUUUUUGUUUGUGCACAAGACGAGUCUUGCCGUGGUGUCGAGACGCUCAGAGAGAAUGUCGACCAUUCUCUUUCUUCGUCCGUUGAAGAUGUAAACGGUUUUUUUCUCCGGGCCUCUGCUGCUGCAUGCAUGGGGCGGCACUUGGUUCUCCCGCUUUCGUUUGAAGUUUUGGAAGCGCUGCAACGAACCGAAGCAGGUCUUUUCCGCGGGGAAGGACAGGAGACGCUCCAAGCAUAUCCAUGCAAAAGGCGUUCCUGCUCUGCUGUGCGUUCGUCGCCUAGCUCUGACGUAAGCGACAGCGGGUGCGUAGGAGGUAAACGGAAGGGGGACUCGCGCGAACGCCAGGACGACGAGAAAGCAGAAGACGCGAAGAAUGAAGGAGAGGGACGUUGUCGCUGCUCUCUUUCUCGUCAAAAAGAGCUCGUCGCAGAGAGGCGAGAAGGAGUGGAAUGCCUGAAAAGCGCAGGUGACACUGCUUCCUCGUCUCCGGCCCUCACGGCAGUGAGUUUGUUCGUCUCCACCGCAGGGGCUUCGCUCGGGUCUUCUCUCGGAGAGAAACGCAGGAUCUGCGUGCUUCUCCCGCAAUCCCGGGAGCGCGCCGGAAAGAACAGAAGACUUGCAAGGGAAAGCGAUGCGGAGGCGACGACGGAAAGGACGGCGAAUGAGUGUGAAGGCUGUGCGACAGUGGAAGAGGUAUCAGGGAAGCAGCGAUCUGAAGGGAUAGGUGGAGCCUUUGAAGCCUUGAUGAGAGGAGGUCUUUCAUCCAUUUUUUCGCAUGAAGGCUUAGAGGUCGAAUGCUGUGCUCUCACGGAGCUGCGACAGCGCGUCUUGUCGGCACUCAGUGCGCAGAGCAGACACCCGAGCCGUCUGUCGUUCUGUCCCUGCAAACGCAUGGCGAGAGAAGCGAACGCGGAAAGUGAGAAGGGCCAGCGAAGCAGACAGCGAGACGGCGACGAGGAACAAGACAGACAACGCUCAGACGAUCACACCGAGAAGGAAGGAGACAGAGACGACUCAGACGGGGCAUUGAAACAAAAGAAGGAAAAAGCCAAGACAGAGCGAGGCGUAGCUACACUCAACACGAGCUGUCGAUCUGAAGAAGGAAAGCGAAAAAGAGAAGGAGAGGAGCAAGAACGAGAAGGAGAGACACAAGGAAACGAAGGAGAGAAGCAGCAGGAAGAACCGAAAAAUCACUUUGUUCUUGUCGUUCCUGUGCGACACAGUGGCUUGCCGCCGGGUGCCUGGAGGCUGCCGAAGCGCGGCAUCGAAAAGAGUUUGCGGAAACGACGAGUUUCGAACUCCGCGUUUUGUGAACACUCUCUGGAGUGUCUCUUCCCCGACGCGUCGUCUUCUCUGAACUUCGGAGACGAACUGGAGGAGACUCUCCACCUCCUCGCCCUCUGGCGUCGUCGACGCGAAACGGCGCGACCGGCGAAGGAAUCUGCCCGCGUUCCGAAGCCGCGAGUAGAGGCGGCAGAGAUACAACGAGGAGAGGCAAAGGGGAAAGAUGGAAAAGAGGAAGGAAGAGACGGACAGAAAGAAGGAGAAGGACAGAAGGAAGGAGAAGGACAGGAAGAAGGAGAAGGACAGAAAGAAGACAGAGAAGACGAAGACGAAAACCAGAAGAAAGGAGAAACGGAGGGAGGGAAAGAAGGAAAUGAAGAGGAAAUAGUUCACGAAGAUCUCCAACGGAACGAGAACGAAUGCAGUCACGUCAGAGGCAGGAAACGAAGAGAGGGAGAACCGGUCGAGGGUCUGAGGGAGACGAGCUUCAGUGUCGUCCUGCUGCUGCUUCCCUCGAACGAUAUUUGUGGCGGCAGCGCGAGAGGCAUGGAGUGGAGACAGGACGAAAUUCAAGCGACGAAGGAGUGGCUUUCGCGUUGUUUGGAAGUGUCAGACUUGAAUUCAAUCAGAGUCCUUUCGUCUCCCUCGUUUUCUUCGUUUGUCGAAGGAAACGCUUCGUCUCUCUCGUCUUGUCCUUCUCCAUCUGUGACUUCCUUCGUCGAGGCGCCGCUCGCCGCGGCAGCCGAGAAGGCGAAAGCUAACUGUCCGGACUCGUCUGCUCAGUUGCGUGGUGGAGUCGAGGGGAAGGCGCAGAACGAGUGCGAAGUCGGCGAGAUCUCUCCGCAUUCGCAGCUUCCACCGAAAAGAAAGACAAACUCGGAGGAGAAAAGAGAAACGCCGAGGGAAGGCAAAGACUUCCUCGAGGCUGCACCGCCUCUGGAGCGUCUCCGCGAAGCCUCACUCACCUAUCAGAGGGCGGCCAGUCUCCUAUUCUCUUAUCCAAGUUUUCUUCAAGGGCAAGAAGACGAGAUGCGUCGCGCCCUUUACAAUACUUCUCUUUUUCGUCUCUGGGUAGUUCGCCAGCAAGCCAGGCGUCUCCACCCCGUCGACAGCGUCAGCCGACAGAGAGAAGUUGCAGCUCUGCGUCGGCGCCUGACCACCGGGGGAUAUUCCUGGAGAUUCGACACAGAAGACGCGGCAGCGUCGAGUUCGCGAGAACCGUUUCCCUCACUGUUCUCUGCUGGACGGUCUUCGGGAGACACGACGAAGGAUGCGACACAGCGACCUCUCGACCCAGACGGCGCCGGAGCCACCGCGCCGUUCCCCGGGUGCGCGUACGCCGCGUCUCGACUCGGGGGGAAGCGGAGCUCGUCGCGCGCAGGCAGCGUCGCUUCUUUCCUUUCUUGUUUCGGUAGCUCACCAGAGAGCUCAUCUUCUGUUGAAGGUCCACAGAGGAGAGAAGAGAGAAGAGAACUGAAUGGGGAGAGAGAAGGCGACAGCAGGGAGUGCGUCGACGGCGGCGGUGGUGUGGACACAGAGCCAACGGACGAGACGGCCGUGGAGAGCGAGAAAGGAACAAACGAAGCCGUGGGUGACAGGCCGAGCAGAACUGCCUUGAGAGAAGGUCCAGAGAGCAGCGAGUCGCGGAUUGUUCAGCUCGCUGAAGACGCAGCGAAACGAGCACAGGCUGCUGAACUCUUCGCUGCAGAUUUGCAUGCACUUCCGCUGUCGAGGUUGCUGGUGGAACGGGAAGCGAAGGAAAAGAUUCGCCAGGAAGUUCGCAGACUGGCAGCUGUGGAGAUGAAGUACCAUUUCUACAGGGCCGAAGUGUGCGCGAUGCAUGCAUACUUCAUGCGACGCUUCUCGCCUUCUCUCCAGGCCGGCGAAGUGGCGAGGGCAGCAGGCAGCGAGGCGCGGAAUCAGCGAGAAGCGAGCGAAGCAGCGAGACAAGAGGGAGAGGAAGACGGAGAAGAAGGAGGCAAGGGAGGGGGAGACGGAGAAGAGGCGGAGAGAGAAACCGGACAUCGAGAGAGAGAAAAAGAAGAAAGAGAAGAGCAAAACGGAGAAGAAGACGGCGGAGCGAGAGACCCAGUCGGCAGGUCUGAGGGAGUUCUGGUUUCGAUUCCAAAGACGAAACGCAGAAGUUUAGAGGGCAACGAAGAAGCCGCAAACGCUCCAGAUCCGCCUCGGAGUGUUUGGAGGUUCCAGACGAAAUCGUUAACUGGUCUUCGCGCGGAAAGAGAGCGAACUUCUGCAGAUCCUGACGAAGACUCGCAUGCCAAGUCUGCAAGUCGAAACGAGGCAGAGCCACCCCAGGAGGAGGAGGUUGCGGAGGUUUUGAGGCAGCGCGAGCGUCUCAGCGUCGCUCAGGACUUUCUGCGGGGGCUUCGUGGAGUGCGGCGAGAGACAGGAGUCUCGAGAGAGGAGACCGACGAAGAGUUUGGCGGUUUCGAGACCCGGCAAACAGAAGCAGUCGAGCGCCUCUUGCGUCUUUACUCAAAGCGAAAUCUGGGGUCGAGAGAGAGCGUCGUUCGCCAAGUGCGAUUGUUUAAUCUUCGCUUCGGGCCAUGCAAAGAAAAUCCGCUCGAGACACUCAGACGCCUUACACGAGUCUUUUUCCUCGCCUCUGCGUCGUCGCCUCCUAUCGCAGCCGGCAGCGCGGAUGUCUCUGCGUUUCCUUCUUCUUGUUUUCCGUCGGAAUGUUUUGCUUCUGCUCCGCACGAGAGCACACCGUUUCUUCCUUGCCAAGACUCUUCUUCCUUUGCGUCUUCUCUUGCGAGAUCACAAACAGCGAACCGAUCUUCUUCGCCUCCUCCGUCUUCCCUGCAGCCGCCUCCUGUGUCUCCAACUCCCUCCGCGUUCUCCUCCUUCAGUCCCUCCAGCUCGCGACCUGAGCUCCGAGGUGACGUCUCCUCCGCUAGCGCUUGCUCUCUCUCGCAGAAGUCGCAUGACGACCGCGACGCUUGCCUGUCCGCCUCUGCGGCAAGUCGCCCCUGUAUGCGCCCAGGCACGCCGCCAGGCUGUCCCUGGGCGCAUGCGUCUCGCCUCGCCGUGUGGCUGUCUCACUGCAUGCGUCUGCAAGUGAUCAAUGCUCUCUGGCUGCUGCAGGUCCUCCAGGAGCGUCGCCUUCUCGCUUCAGAGGUGUCUCUCGGAACCUUUGCCGCUGUUGUCUACGCCGUCACGGAGCCCCUGUGGCUCGGGAAGGCUCUGCGGCUCUUCUUCGCUCGGCACAGACGAACUGCAUGCGUGUACAGUUCGAGCACGGAUGCAGUCGCCGGCCGCAAGUUCCAUGAGGUGGUAGGCGCCUCGACGCGGACGCGGCGGAAGCGCGAAGAACUGAAACGCAGAGAGACGCGCUUGGAAGCCGCCAGGCGAAAGGAGCAUGAAGGUCUCUUUCAAAGCUUGUCGAGAGGUCGUGAAAAAUCGCUUUUCAGAAGUUCUCCGCAGCUGCGCGCGCUCCUGACAGGUCUGAGGAAGCCCCGCCACAAGCUUCUCCAUCUCCAAACCAAAUGUGGGGUCGACAUCGCCGUCCCCCUCGCGCGCCGCGCCGCGGCUGCAUGUGUGGAGAACUGCAUGCAGAUCGCUGCAUGCAGGGGCUCUCAGUUGCCUUUCGGGGAGAGCGAGGAGUCGCUGUGCCGCGACUGGCCAGCGCCAGGGGCAGCUGCGCGCUCCGAGACUGCCGCGCAAGGAGGGAAGCAGCCAUCCGCUUCACCACCUCGAGAAUCGUUUUGCCGAAGCGAGAGCGACGCUCACGCGUCUUCGACACUCUCCGUCGGUGCAUGCAAGCCUCCCUUCCCCGCCAGCCCUUCCGCAGAAGCAGGUCCGCCUUCUCAGGUAUCUUUCCAGUUGAAGAGAGUGGCUGGGGAGAACAACGCAUCACACGCAGGUCGGAGGGCGACAGGGCCAACCGGCACCGUUGCCUCCCCGCAGGAAACGCUCCCAGGUGUCCUGACAGCCGAGGAAGGCGGCGCGCGCCUCACGGGCAGUUUUGGGAGGGUCGGAUGCGGCCAUUUCGUGGAGCAGUCGUAUUUUGAGGAACCUGCAUGCGCCUGUGCAGCAGAGUUGAGGAAAGCGAUACUUCGGCAUGCAGUCCAAGUGCUCACGCAGGUUGCUCACCUGCCUCCAGAGGAUGGCGGCGUUCCCGCAGCCGCCAUCGAGAAAGCGCGAAGAGCCGCUGAAUGUUUGUCUUCAGUGUUUUGAGUUGAUGCUUGUUUUUUGGCGCAGAUGCUGCCCACAAAUCCACCUUCCGAGGUGUAGCUGCGUGCCUGUCUCAGAGGCAAGCAUACGUACGCGUGAGUGUUGUUGUGUGUAUGGGGAUGACCUUCUUGGGGUUCGGUAGAAUACAGCUGUUCGUUUUUACAGGUAAGACAGAGUGAGGGUGUUCUGUGUCAAGGUCAGUGGUAAAUUAGUAAAUUAGUAAAGCAAAUGUAGGAAUCCAAGGCGCUGCGUGUAAAUCGUUCAGUCAACGCACAACGAAGGAACAGGUCCUUUUGUCUCCACAGCAGUUUUUCGAGAGACAUGCGUGGCAAUCGCUGACGACACACGUUUUGCGCGCUUUCAAACUUUUGCUCCCCCUACGAAGUCGAAACUCAGAAAAUAUGCGAAAAUCGGUUUUUCUUAGGCGGCGGUCCUGC
Molecule: messenger RNA, 7289 nt
Organism: Toxoplasma gondii ME49
Lineage: Eukaryota; Apicomplexa; Conoidasida; Eucoccidiorida; Sarcocystidae
Exons: 6
Coding region: 385-6855 (2156 amino acids)
Source: RefSeq, a predicted model, not a curated record